Messenger RNA from Panicum virgatum (switchgrass), 1805 nucleotides. Its product is annotated as glucan endo-1,3-beta-glucosidase 14-like. Gene Ontology annotation, biological process: carbohydrate metabolic process. Bases 217 to 1440 code for a protein of 407 amino acids. Gene Ontology annotation, molecular function: hydrolase activity, hydrolyzing O-glycosyl compounds. Gene Ontology annotation, cellular component: plasma membrane. NCBI's taxonomy places the organism in Eukaryota, Viridiplantae, Streptophyta, Magnoliopsida, Poales, Poaceae. The transcript is spliced from 4 exons. The record is from RefSeq and is a predicted model, not a curated record.
UCCUUCCUCGCACUCUCGCCACCGUCCGCCACCCAGAUGAGGCCAGACAGAUGCGAGACCCUUUCUGCCUCACCUGCAAGUCUGCAACUGCCUAUAUAGCCAUCGCAGCCACCAAGCUAGCCAUCCCCCGGCCGAGGAAACGCAACGCAAGCGCACACGGAUUCAUAUACCUCUCUGUUUGGGGGGAGCGGCGGACGAAUCGGGUGGGAGCGGAGGAUGGCGGCAGCAGCAGGAGCCGGGAGGCCGUCGAUAACCGCGCUGCCGACACCGCCGGCUCCAUUACCCUCCAGCAAGCUUGUUACCGCCUGCUUCUUCGCCCUGCUCCUCCCCAUCCUCCUCACAGGGGAGGUGGCGGUGGCCGAGGCUCUGUCGAUCGGGGUCAACUACGGGCAGAUCGCCAACAACCUCCCGUCGCCGGCGCGGGUGUCGUGGCUGCUCCGUUCGAUGCGCAUCAGCAAGGUGAAGCUCUACGACGCGGACCCCAACGUCCUGCGCGCGUUCCUGGGCACGGGCGUCGACUUCGUGGUGGGCAUCGGCAACGAGGCCGUCCCGGCGAUGGUGAGCCCCGCGGCUGCGCAGGCGUGGCUGCAGCAGCACCUGGUGCCGCACCUCCGCGCCGGCGCGCGCGUCACCUGCGUCACCGUGGGCAACGAGGUGUUCAAGGGCAACGACACGGCGCUCCAGGCGGCGGUGCUCCCCGCCAUGGAGUCCGUGCACCGCGCCCUGGGCGCGCUGGGCCUGCAGGGCCGCGUCAACGUCACCACGGCGCACUCGCUGGACAUCAUGGGCGUCUCCUUCCCGCCGUCGGCGGGGGCGUUCAGCCCGGCGGCGCUGCCGCACCUGCGGCCGUUCCUGGGCUUCCUCUCCGCGACGCGCGCGCCGUUCCUCAUCAACUGCUACCCCUACUUCGCCUACAGGGACGACCCGGCGCGGGUGCCGCUGGAGUACGCGCUGCUCCAGCCCAACGCCGCCGGCGUCGCCGACCCGCACACGGGCCUCCGCUACGACAACAUGCUGUACGCGCAGGUGGACGCCGUGUACGCGGCCAUCCAGGCGCUGGGCCACACGGACGUCGAGGUGGUGGUCUCCGAGACCGGGUGGCCGUCGCGGGGCGACCCCGACGAGCCCGGCGCCACGCCCGAGAACGCCGGCACCUACGUCCGCAACCUCCUGCAGCGGAUCGAGGCGGGGCAGGGCACGCCGCUGCGCCCCGCCGCGCCCGUCGGCGUCUUCGUCUUCGCGCUCUUCAACGAGAACCUCAAGCCCGGCCCGGCGUCGGAGCGCAACUACGGCCUCUUCUACCCCGACGGCACGCCCGUCUACAACGCCGGCGUGCACGGUUACCUCCCGCCGAUGUUCGCCGUCUCCAACGCGGCGCGACAGGUGAUUCAAUUGUUUACGCUGGUGGCCGUCGCGUCCGUCGCCUUCGUCUUAUCCUGACAGCAUGAGCUACCGACGACGGAGUACUAACAACUACAGACAGGGAAUGUGAGCUGAGCAUCUCGUGCUGACAGGGUUGGUUUCCUGUUGCAACUCGCGAGGGGCUUACUGAGUGGUCUGGUCAUCUACACCUUGGUGUACUCUGGAUUUAUGAUGGCGUUCAGGAGCCCCCUUCCUUAUUGGACUCAUACUGACAUUAGGUUAGAGCUGACUGAAAAAUGUGCAUGAUAGACUCAUCAGAGCUUAUCUUUUGAGCCAGAAAGGUAGGAACAGUAGCAACAGCUGCAUUGACUGCUACUAUGUAUUGGCAGAUAAUUGAUAUCGAUUCAAUACCAUGCAAUACUAUUCUUUUCCAGCUUGGUAGA